This is a messenger RNA of Callithrix jacchus (white-tufted-ear marmoset), 2909 nucleotides long. The record is from RefSeq and is a predicted model, not a curated record. NCBI's taxonomy places the organism in Eukaryota, Metazoa, Chordata, Mammalia, Primates, Cebidae.
GGUGACUCCGGCGAGUGUGCAGCCCCUGGGGGAGCCGGCGCUCUAGGCUAGGAACCCGUCAGCCCGCCCACCCGCCCGCCCGGCGUCUUUGGCGCCCGCAAGCUCUCCAGCCCGCGCCCAGGGGCCUGCUACACCCGGAGCUGGGGCCGCCGUUCAGGGGCUCUCGGGCCAGGGGCGCCGCUUGGGGUGAGCCGGCCGCACCGCCAGGCUGGUCCACCGUACCCGCGCCCGCGGCCGGGAUGCCGUUCUAUAGGCGCACGGUGGUGCCCCAGCGCCUGUGCCCGCGCAAUCCGCCGCAGCCUCUGGCGGAGCUCCGCGACGUGAGCCACCUGGCCGCGCUCAGCCUGCUCCGGCAGCUCGCUGACCUCUGUGGCCACUCGCUGGCUCUACUCGAGGACCUAGAGGGGCACCUGCUGGCCCUGGGGCACCGCACCGACAGCCUGUACCGCCGCACCGUGCGCCUCCGCCGCCGCCUUCCCUGCCGCCUGCUUGGCCCGGAGGACGACGAGGAAGAGCUAGGUGCUUCCCAUUGGUCAAAUCUAACCCGAAGCCAGAAGGCAAGGGAACCUGUUGAUGCCGUCCGCACAGGUCACAGCAUCAGCCCAGCAGGCAGUGCGGCCCACUCGAUCACCUCCGACAUCAGGCCCAGUCACUCAGUUCCAGAAGGGGUUCAUGGAAGAGUUGCAGUUGGUCAGGACGCUCGGUUCCCAAGUCUUACCGCGCCAGUACUGAGAACUCCUUCCAGUGAGCCAGACGAACCUCACCAGGCACAAAGUGGCCCAAACCCUCCUGGCAUGGAGAGUAUGGGAAUGGUGUACAGUGUCCCCAGUUCUUGCAAUGGACCUACAGAAUCAACCUUCUCCACUUCCUGGAAGGCAGAUGCUUUUACCUACAUGACUCCAAGUGCCACCAGCAAGAGCAAUCAAGUCAAUGAAAGUGGGAAAAAUCCUUCCUGGAAUUCUUGGGUCUCUGUGAACACAGUCCCACCUCUGGUUCCUAAGGAGGCUGCUACUGUCCUUGUCACUCAUGAUAACCCAGCAGGAUGCAGUGGGUCAGCUGGCUACCCUGAGCGCCUUAUUCAGCGAAGGCACAUGCCAGAAAGACCCUCCAAGAUUGGCCUUCUGACCAGUGGGACCUCGAGGCUGGAGACAGGCCCCGGUGGAGCCAGCAGAUUCCGGGAGCGGUCACUGUCUGUGCCCACAGACUCAGGCACCACAGAUGUUGACUAUGAUGAGGAGCAGAAGGCCAGUGAGGCCUGUGCCUUGCCUUUUGCCAGUACGAGCUCUGAGGGCAGUAACAGUGCUGACAACAUCGCCUCCCUUACUGCCCAACAAGAGGCCCAGCACAGAAGGCAGAGGUCCAAGAGUAUCUCACUCAGAAAGGCCAAAAAGAAGCCUUCCCCACCAACACGCAGUGUCUCACUAGUCAAAGAUGAGCCAGGCCUCUUGCCUGAAGCACUAUCCAAGGACCAGAGGCCCAAGAGUCUUUGCCUCUCCUUGGAACACCAAGGACAUCACUCGUCCCACCCAGAUGUUCAGGGUCACCCAGCUGUGCCAAACCUGAAAGAUCCAGAAGGUACACAAUUCUCCCACCACUGGUAUCUUACUGACUGGAAGUCUGGUGACACCUACCAAUCCCUGUCCAGCUCCAGCACUGCCACCGGCACCACAGUCAUUGAGUGCACCCAAGGUCAGGGCAGCUCAGAGUCUCUUGCCUCGCCUUCCACCUCCAGAGCCACUACACCUUCCCAACUCUCCAUCGAAGUGGAAGCUAGGGAGAUAUCCUCCCCAGGAAGGCCCCCGGGACUGAUGUCACCCUCCAGUGGCUAUUCCAGCCAGUCAGAGACACCAACUCCCACUGUUUCCAUGUCCUUGACCAUGGGCCACUUACCCCAUCCAAGCAGCAGUGUCCGAGUACGUCCAGUGGUACCUGAGAGGAAAUCAUCACUACCCCCAACGUCACCAAUGGAGAGAUUUUCCAAGUCACGGCUAUCAUUUGACCUACCACUGACCUCUUCACCCAACCUGGAUCUGUCUGGGAUGAGCAUCUCCGUCCGAAGCAAAACCAAGGUGAGUCGGCAUCACUCAGAGACAAAUUUUGGUGCCAAGCUGGCCCAGAAAACUAGUCCCAACCAGCCAAUCAUGCCCAUGGUUACUCAGUACGACCUACGUUCUGUUCGCCUGAGGUCGGUCAGCAAGUCUGAGCCGGAAGAUGACAUUGAGAGCCCUGACUGUGCUGAAGAAACCAGAGCAGAAGUCUUCACCUUGCCAGAGAGAAAGAUGAAACCUCCUGUAGCUGAGAAGCCUCCAGUGGCCCGAAGGCCUCCAAGCUUGGUCCACAAGCCACCAUCUGUCCCCGAGGAGUACCCACUAACUUCACCAACCUUGGCUAUGCCCCCCAGGAGCUCAAUUCAACAUGUGAGACAACUCCCUCAAGACAGCUACACAGUGGUGCGGAAACCAAAGUCCUCCAGCUUCCCAGAUGGAAGAAGCCCAGGGGAGUCAACAGCACCCACAUCUCUUGUUUUCACACCUUUUGCCAGUUCUUCUGGUGCUUUCUUCUCAGGAACACAGCAGCUUCCCCAGGGAAGUGUGGAGGAUGAGGGCCCCAAGGUGAGGGCCUUGCCUGAAAGAAUUAGCCUCCAGAGCCAGGAAGAAGCUGAGAAAAAGAAAGGCAAGAUUCCACCUCCUGUACCAAAAAAACCCAGCGUGCUGUACCUGCCUCUCACCUCUCCCACAGCUCAAAUGGAGGCCUGUGUGUCAGAACCAAGGCUCUCUCUCAGCCCCAUCAUCACGCUGGAGGAAGAUGUCAAGUGCCCCCCAGCUGGUGAUGACCUGCAAUCACCUGGUCAAAAAGUGACUUCAACUCCGCAGGCUGAGAGUGAAAGGGAGGCAAGCCUUCUGGGUUAG